CCGCCGCCGCCGCCGCCGCCGCCGCCGCCGAAGCCGAAGCCGAAGCGGAGACCGGAGCCGCGAGCGCCACCAGGGCAGCAGCCGCCGCAGCCGCCGCCGCUGGGCUGAGGAGCCGGGGACGCGUGCGGACGAGGUGGCGGCGGCGGCGGAGCGGGAGCGGGAGCGGGGACCGGGCGCAGGCAGAGCGCGGCGGUUCGGGUGUAUUCCAGAGAAUAAGUCUUCAAACAUCUUUGCCAUAUUGACUCUGAGUUGUCAGAGGACUCAGGCUUAUGAGGAGGUACUGUCACACAAAACAGUGUCUAGUGAAGACGACAAGAAAGUGGGGAAGGGAUUGGAAAAAGAAGCUAAAACACUAUAGAAAACCAUGAGAUCUAUUAGAUCUUUUGCCAAUGAUGAUCGCCACGUUAUGGUGAAACAUUCAACAAUCUAUCCAUCUCCAGAGGAACUUGAAGCUGUUCAGAAUAUGGUGUCUACUGUUGAAUGUGCCCUUAAACAUGUCUCAGAUUGGCUGGAUGAAACAAAUAAAGGCACAAAAACAGAGGGUGAGAUAGAAGUGAAGAAGGAUGAGGCUGUAGAUGCCUAUUCCAAGGAUCAAGGUGGUCGGACAUUGUGUGGUGUAAUGAGGAUUGGCCUGGUUGCAAAAGGCUUGCUGAUUAAAGAUGAUAUGGACUUGGAGCUGGUUUUAAUGUGCAAAGACAAACCCACAGAGACCCUGUUAAAUACAGUCAAAGAUAAUCUUCCUAUUCAGAUUCAGAAACUCACAGAAGAGAAAUAUCAAGUGGAACAAUGUGUAGAUGAAGCUUCUAUUAUAAUUCGGAAUACAAAAGAGCCCACGCUAACUUUGAAGGUGAUACUUACUUCCCCUCUAAUUAGGGACGAAUUGGAGAAGAAGGAUGGAGAAAAGGUUGCGAUGAAAGAUCCUCCGGACUUAUUGGACAGGCAGAAAUGCCUGAAUGCCUUGGCGUCUCUUCGACAUGCCAAAUGGUUUCAGGCAAGGGCAAACGGAUUAAAAUCAUGUGUAAUUGUCCUCCGCAUUCUACGUGAUUUGUGCAACAGAGUUCCUACAUGGGCACCAUUAAAAGGAUGGCCACUAGAGCUUAUAUGUGAAAAGUCUAUAGGUACUUGUAAUAGACCUUUGGGCGCUGGGGAGGCCUUGAGACGAGUAAUGGAGUGUUUGGCAUCUGGAAUACUACUUCCUGGGGGUCCUGGUUUACAUGAUCCUUGUGAGAGAGACCCAACAGAUGCUCUGAGCUAUAUGACCAUCCAGCAAAAGGAAGAUAUUACCCACAGCGCACAGCAUGCACUCAGACUCUCAGCCUUUGGCCAGAUUUAUAAAGUGCUGGAGAUGGACCCCCUUCCAUCUAGUAAGCCUUUUCAGAAAUAUUCCUGGUCAGUUACUGAUAAAGAAGGUGCUGGGUCUUCAGCUCUGAAGAGGCCAUUUGAAGAUGGAUUAGGGGAUGAUAAGGAUCCCAAUAAGAAGAUGAAACGAAACUUAAGGAAAAUUCUGGAUAGUAAAGCAAUAGACCUUAUGAAUGCACUAAUGAGGCUAAAUCAGAUCAGGCCUGGGCUUCAGUAUAAGCUCUUGUCUCAGUCCGGCCCUGUCCAUGCCCCAGUCUUCACAAUGUCUGUAGAUGUGGACGGUACAACAUAUGAAGCCUCAGGGCCAUCCAAGAAAACAGCAAAACUUCAUGUAGCAGUGAAGGUGUUACAAGCAAUGGGAUACCCAACAGGCUUUGAUGCAGAUAUUGAAUGUAUGAGUUCCGAUGAAAAAUCAGAUAAUGAAGGCAAAAAUGAAACAGUGUCUUCAAACUCAAGCAAUAAUACUGGAAAUUCUACAACCGAAACCUCCAGUACCUUAGAGGUAAGAACUCAGGGCCCUAUCCUCACAGCAAGUGGCAAAAAUCCCGUAAUGGAGCUCAAUGAAAAAAGAAGAGGUCUUAAGUAUGAACUCAUCUCGGAGACUGGUGGAAGCCAUGACAAACGCUUUGUAAUGGAGGUAGAAGUAGAUGGACAGAAAUUCAGAGGUGCAGGUCCAAAUAAGAAAGUGGCAAAGGCAAGUGCAGCUUUAGCUGCCCUGGAGAAGCUAUUUUCUGGACCCAAUGCAGCAAAUAAUAAGAAAAAGAAGAUUAUCCCUCAGGCAAAGGGUGUUGUGAAUACAGCUGUGUCUGCAGCAGUCCAGGCUGUUCGGGGCAGAGGAAGAGGAACUCUGACGAGGGGAGCUUUCGUUGGGGCUACAGCUGCUCCUGGCUACAUAGCUCCAGGCUAUGGAGCACCGUAUGGUUACAGCACAGCUGCCCCUGCCUAUGGUUAAUACUUUUAAGCAGUUUUCAGCACGUUUAUCUCACUUUAUUCUCGUUCUCCUCGGACCUUCGUAGCCAUAUCACUUGUAUAAAAUAGGCUGAGAUCUAGUGACUGUAAGCUGUGGUCUCAGUAAACAAAGGUAAGCUCUUUUAUUUUCUGAUUAAAGAGAAAACUAACUAAAAGUCAAUAAACACAACGUGCAUUUAUGACAAUCAUACAGGAUGUAUUUGAUCUCUCUUAGGUCUUAUGUCAUCAUAUUACCUUUAAAAUUUUUAUGAUCUAAAUGUAAAAUAGUAAUUUUUAGUAUUUGUUUUAAUACCCUUGUAAUUACUUUUUAUUCAAGAGAGACAUUUCACUUUUACAAGUUAAAUGUGUAUAUGUAUGUAGAAACUUAUGAUAUUACAUAUAUGUGAAUUACACACACGGACCUGUUUGAAUAAAAGAAUUUGGUGGUGGGAAGAGUUCACCUGAGAAGACUUUAACGUCAGGGCAUUCUUUUGGCCAAAGUGCUAGAAUUUCAUAAGCAGCAAGAUUGGUAACAGUGCUGGUAGGAUCCAUUUAUAUAUGUAGCUGUUACACAAGCAGAGGAUCAAAGUGCCAAUUUCUCAAGGGGAGAAACUUCUCUGAGAAAUGAAAAUUUCUGAUCUGUGUUGUACGCCCUAAUACAACAGCAGCAAGAAGCCAUAAAAAGAAAAAGCAAUAGAAAAUGAAAAAAAAACCCCAAAAUAUUAAGGUAACUAUGGAAAAAUAUGUAAUUAAGCUAUUUGCAGAACCAACUUUGGCAAGACUCAGAAUGGUAAAUACCCAGUCUGCAGAGACCAAAUAGACCUAAGGUAAUUCAUCUGUCUUUUCCAGGUUAGGUAGCUAGAUGAUUAUUUCCCAUCUUACUCAACCAUCAUGGAAUUCAUUUAAAAGAUGUGAGGGUUAAGCCAAAUAUUUUAGUAAGGGUUUGCUUGAUUUAGUGUGUUCCCUGAAUACAUUUCAUAUGUGUUAGAUGUUCUGUGCUGAGGCCGUAUAUGAUAUAUAGAGAUUAAAAUGAAUUUUAUGUUUUAUAUGUCUCUAAGAAGCAGUUUUGUUUUUAUUACUAAUUUUGAAGGUUGCUGGAACAACGUUUUUUCCCAUACAGAAUCUGUAUGUACGGUGAAUGUGGCUUUGGCAUCUAUAAAAAGGUUGUAUGAGGUCUAGCUGACUAGUACUAUGUACAUUAACUUGGCUAGUAGUUUAUUUAUAGAUAAUAAUAUAGGCCCUCUGAUACUAAAAUAGCCAUCAUUUGGAAAUUCUCUCAUUUUAAGUAUUUCCCUGGCAGUUUUGAGAGCCUGAAACUAACUCUGGUUUAUGUUCAUGGACCUCUUUCCAAGUAAAUGAGUGGAAUGAAAUGAAGAACACAUAUUCCACUCCUUUAUAAGCAGUUUUUAUAGUAUAAUGAAGACCAGAGUGGUUGCUUUAAACACUGGCCACAUGUUUUCAAUGACAAGUGAGAGGGAUUUUAUCCUUAUAAUCAAUCCUUAAUUAUAACUUACCUGUUUAUUAGAUUUCUUUAAUAACUGCAGUGGAGGCAAAUCUUCAGUUGUGAGUUAGGGGAAUGAACUAAGAUUUGCAGGUGCACCCCACCCCUGCCCCCAGCAGUUAGAUUUCUAGCAAUUGAGAGUUCCUAAAGCAGAAAACAACCUGCUCUGUGAAUGGGCCUCCUGUACCACCACCCACUCAGCAUCCUUGGGGAUGGGGGUGGGGUCUCUGUAAAGUCCUCAGAGCCAGAAAGGUUCUGCUGUAUUUGCCUUGCAAACUACAAUGAUCUGAUGCCAUGUAGUGACCAUCGGUUUCUCAGUGUCACUCCGAGACCUGGAAGGGAGAUAGGUGGUAAAUGAAUGACAACCACAGUUAAGAAAGUACCUACUGGAGAGAUGAGUUUCAGUAUUGAUAUUUCUCUCUUGCAGUAACUAAUAGAGCACAAGCUAGUAGUUAUGUAAGAAUGAGUCUCUUCCCUACUUCAUUCCCUCUUCCAGAAAGACUGUUUUAAGUCAGGAAUUCAACUUGAGUUAGUUGUAAGAAUAGAUAUCCUUUCCCACCUUAUCAUUUUAGGUAGGAGCUAACAGCUUCCAUUGAUACUUGAAGCAGUGAUCUUUGGAGAUUUAAAAAAAAAAAUAGCUCCACAGUACAGAUUAGGUUAUGUAAGCUUUACAGCACAGCUAGAAAUAGGGAAUGGAAACCAUGUGGGAAUCUGGGCCAAAGUAUUUCUCUCCCUCCAGCAAAUUCCCUUGGGGCUUGGGAAUUAGAUGAGUUAAUAUACUUAAAGUGCUUUUUUGAGUGCCUGGUGCACAGUAAGUACUCAGUAAAUGUUGACAGCUCCUACCACAGUUGGCUGAAGUGACAGAAGGUGUGUGAAGGAGGCAGCAAGACUGCUGCCAGGUAGCCAAGAAGCGAGUGCAUGGUCUGCUCAGGGGAAGCUGCAUUGGGUCAGUGGUAUUUACAGGUUUGGGAUGCUCCCAUACUUUGCGAGAGGACUCCUAGCAACUGGGGUCUAAACAGGAAGCACAAAGCAAAACACUUGGUGAGAGAGGUAGUGUGGAGAGGUGGUGACAGGCCUCUACUGGCUGAAAAAGCUUGUGUUUCUGCUGUGGGGGUGAAAUCAUUGGCCAGUCUGCUGCCAGGGAUUCGUAAAUACUUGCUUUGGGAUUUAAAUGUGCUUAGAACUUCAAAAGGGCUGAGCUUAGAAUAUCAGGCUGCUGAUUCCAACUUUCCUACCAGUGCAUUAAUAAAAAAGAGGUGAGUGAUUACAGUUAGCCCUGGAAUCCAACAUCCAGAGCUCACCACCAGUAUUUGGCAGUAGAAAGCGAGUUAUUAUAAACCACAGAAAGAGGAGCCUGGGUAGCAUGCAUUGAAGGCCACUGACUCGGAUGCUUCUCUGCAUAGCAUUCCUGCAGCUUCUGUCUUCCAGUUUCCUUCAAAACUUUGGAACAAAUCAGCACUCAUCACCACAUGAGGCCUCCUCUGUGUGUUAAUCUUAGAAAAAACACCUCGGCCUGCCCAUCCAUUUCUUUUUCUUUUCAGCAAAAGGAAAGUUUUUUUUUUUUUUUCCUUUUGGUGAGACCGGGUCCCUUGGUUGAAUAUACAGCUUUCUGUUCCUUUCUGUGCUGAGGAAGAGUGGGCGAGUGUAUCCCUGUCCUGGCAGGUGGUCCACUAGGUGGGGGUUAUAGAUUGAGUUCUGUGAUGCUCUAAAUUUAUAAAAAUUCUAGACAGGGAUUGAACAUUACCUUUAAAGGCAAAUGAGAGAUUUGCAUUAUAGUCAAGAGGCUUGUUUUUCCCACUCUUUUAAUGGUCCCAGGAAUCUUUAUUUUGCAAUGGGAAGUGAGAGGAGGGACAGCCCUGCCUCCAGGGGAAACUCCAAAGACCUACUCUCUUGCUGUAGCCCCAAAGCAAAGAGCUGUUUGUAUAAAGUUCUGACAGCAGUUACCCCAUCCCACAGUUGUGACUGGUGGUGGGAUGGGCGUCUCACAGAGUCAGGCUUGAAGGAGGCCUUUUCUCUUUUUGCCCCUCCCCCCCCUUGCCUGCCCCUUGCCCUUGACCAGCCAAUUUUAAUAACUGAAUUCCUUCGUCCUUCUAAGCUGAGUCUUGGUUCUUCUUUGCAGAACUUUGCCAUUUCUGCAAACUGUGCUGCCUCUGCUGGGGGGGGGGGGGUGUCUUAUGAAGAUUGCUACUAUCUGCCCCGACAGCUCAGGGGAGACUGGUUAGCAUGUCUCCCCUCUUCCUGCCUCCUCCUCAGUGCUUCUGGCUGCACUGCCUCAGGGCCUGUCUCUCAGACUCCUAGAUUUGCUUGCCUUGAUCUUCUGUAAGGUUGGGAUGAAUGGUCUCUGCAUUUACAUGUCAGCUGAAUGUUUCAGGUAAUGAAUUCAAUAGUAGCUGUAGGUUUAAGCUAUUUUGGGCUGUGGGCAGUAGAUUGAAGGAGGAGGAACAGAAGAAAAAAGAGAAAAGGAAGAAAUGCUCAAAUUGCUCUCUUGUGUGGGCCAGGUACUCAGACAUUCUUCAACAGCCUUCUCGGUGGUGAUGGUCUUCUUUUAAAGAUAAGAGACUGAGGCUCAGAGUUAAGUGCUAGAGUUAGGAAUGAAACCCCACUCUGUUCGAUUCCAAAGCCUCUUUCCACCAUAGCAUGCACCUGUGGGUGCCAUCUGGAUGAAGGUGAGGAGUGCCACAUGGCAGGAAGGACGUGCACAGGCAGUGGGCUGGGCCCAGCUGGGCCUCCCCUCCCUGGGUCUGGGUUCACGGGUUUCCUGUGGAAGCCAGGCUCUCUGACUUGAGGUUGGUCUUGACCAAAUAUCCUGGCCUCUUAAAAAUAGGGCUAUUUUCUGUUAGACCAAUUGGAUAAGAUUGUUUAACAGACUGGGAAGAUAGGCUAGAAGACUAAGGUGUGGCUGUAUGAACAAAGGAAGUUCUUGUAUUUCAAACUUGUUCGAGAAUUUGAGGUCUGUGCUUCCAUUUAGCUGAUGGCUUUCUGAGGCUAGGCUCUGUCUGGCCUGAGAUUGGUGAUGGGGAUGCCUUAGAAGAUUUGAGCCAGACUCUAAAGCCUGGUGAGGUUUUGACUCACGGGGUAGAAGGAAGAGGGACCUGGAGGGAUGGCAGCCCAGGUUUGAAGUGUGCAGAGGAUGUCCCGGUGCUAAGCAGAGCGGGGGCAGUGGCACAUUGCAGUGGCCUGUGCCAGUCAUCAGGACUCUCCCUGGACUGGGCUUCAGGACAGGCUGCCAGCCUAGAGGAAGCAGGCAGCCCUCUAGGUUGGGCUGUGCUUGGAGAGCCCUGCUGGGGUGGCUUUGAGGUCUCUGAAUUACUGCCUGUGAGCCACCCUGCUGACUUGUCAGAGUCUCUCUGCAAACCAGGUCAGCAGCUCCUUUCCUGACGAACUGCCCCCUGGGUCUCUGCCUGGGGAUGGAAGCAGAAUCCCAUCCAGGGAAGGACAGCCGUCCCUCAGGGCCCUUGGCAGUUGGCCGUUGUCUCUGCGCCAGCUGCCGAGAUGCUGGAGUAGAGUAGGAGGAAGGCACUGUUUUAACUCAGCCGCAUGAGUUCAGGCCAGUGACUUGCCUGUGAGGAGAGCGACACUGGCUGGCAGCUGUCUGUCCCCGCCCUGCCCCUACAGUUUGGUGAAGUUGCAGCACGCAGCUCUUAUUCCCACUGUGCAGAUGAGGAUGGUGAAGAGCAGGGACCCCUCCAAAUCACCCAGCUUGUUUGUGGCAAAACAUUGUAGCUCCUAAUAAGUGAGUUCAUAACCACACAGAAGAAAUAACAUAUCUUCCACUGUUUUUGGAGUUAACAGAAGCCCUUUCUUAGGGAUGAGAUUUGAAUUAGACCUAGAAAUGAUCUCCUUUUACAGCUAAGGAAACAGAGGCUUAGCCACAGUGAUCUGGCCCAAAUUAAACAGCCAGUGGCUGUGCCACCUGUCCUGAUAGCGUCCUGAUAGCUCUGUGUGCAGCCCGCGUCCACCUGGUCACCCCUCCGCUCUGGGAUGCAUUCCGCGUACCUUUCCUCCACACUUCUGGGUGAUUUGAAACAAAAUAAGCAAAAACCAAGGAUCCCCUUCCCUCCCCCACCCCACCCACCAUGUGGGGAAAAAUCCAGAUGUCAGGUUUAUUAGUCUUUGGCUCUUUUGGAAAACCGUUGGUGAGCUCACCCCUGGGCGGGGGGAUGGACUGGUUAGCCUGGGGCCGGGGCAGCCUGUUACAUUGCUGCUCUUGCCACCUGCACAGCUGGGUGUUUCCACACCAUCUCUUUGGACUGUAACAGAACUUUGUAAUCAAGUGCAAACUAGUGAUUGCUGUUGGAGAGACCUCCCCCAAGGGUUGGUGGGGGUGUGGUGUGCUGUUAGAAGUGUACUUUUUAUAUUUGGCUUCAUCCAUGUUUUGGCUGCCCUCUGUUGUCUGUCCCUGCCUAGGCCUGUCAUUGUGCGCUCCAACCAAAGGGGUCGCCCUCACAAUGACACAUUGCCCUGAGUGCUCUGAUGCUGGGAUCUUAUUGGAGCCUUCCAUUAUGGAGGUGGUCUCAGAAGUUGCUCAAUGUUCUAACCCCCCUCAUGUCUUUAGAGGCUAUAGUAAAGGAAGUAUUGUGGACAUUUAGGAGGUCAGAAACCUCUGGAAGGUGGCACCUGGGGAACUCUGGGAAGCUGAAAGCCCCUCAAAAUGAGAUUCAUUGAGGCUAGUGAAGGAGAGACUUGGGAAGAUCAUGGACCUACCCAUCAGCUAUUUUAAAGGGUUACAUUUACUUGUAUGUGGCUCCAGAAGGGUAAAGAUAGUUAUAGGAAGCCAGUUGGGCAAUUUGGGCUAACGUGUGCCUCCCAGGCUGCCCCUGGGAGAUUUGCUGUGAUGAGAAAGGAGGCCCUUGGUACCAGGAGUGUUUAAGCAAGCCAAACGUUUGCAUAGUGCAGAGGAGUUUCUGCCAUGGGGUAUCACAUUUGAUCAGAACACUGAUGUGUUUGCAGACACUACCAAGACCGUUUCUACCCUCUUGGGAAUAUGGAUUCAUUGAGAAACCUUCACUGUCACCUACUGCUAUUUACCAGGCUCUGUGUGGAAGGAACAGCUGGAGAAAAUAUCAGGAUUUUCAGCUUAGACAACUGAGUAGAAGGUGAAACUGCCAACCAAGAUAGGGUGCACAGGAAGAGGGAGGGGGUGCUCAGGGGCUUGAACAGAUCAGUUGUCUUUAACUCUGGCAGGCCCCACACUCAGUGCAGGACCUAGGUGACCUAGCCUGUGAGGAGGCUGAGAACCUGAGCGGCUCUGACAGGAGUGGCAAAGGCUUCCCUUGAGACUGAUCCAGGAGCUGGAUGGGAGUCUGCUGGGAGGGUCGUAAGGAGAGCUUCCAAGAAGGUGGGGGGCGGCGGCACAGGGUGUGCACAGCAGGGGCACAGCCUUGUGGAGCAGCACAAAGUUACUUGCUGAUAGGAACUGGGAUGGUCAGAAGGGUGAAGUGGCAAAUGGGAUGUGUAAUUUGGAGUCGCUUGGGGGAAACCCCUGGGUAUUGUGCCCUUCAGUGAUUAUCCUCUUCCAAAAUGGUGAGAGAAUCCUAGAGGGUUGAUUUAGAUAGCUGGAUGGGGAAGGACUUGAGGCAGGAGGAAGAGGCUGCUACAGAUGCAAGAAUGGUGUGUCUCUUCAUAGGCCAAGCUCCUCACCUGGACUGAGCGGGAGGGUGGGCCUGAUGGCACUCAGUAGGGGGCCAGGGAACCACACACUCAUUAAGGGUAGCCGGGGACCCUCCCAAGCACGUCUGUCUCCUGGGCCUCCGUUCAGGAGGUCACUGAGAGGACAGCGGCACUUGGGGCCAAGAUGGGGAAGGUGAGGGAGGCUGGGCAGGAAGGAAUGAUGGAGAGGCUGGGAAAUGGGGGUUUGGUGGCCCAAGUCCUCCUCGGCAUGGGGUUAUGAGCCCUCUUGUGCUCUUUGGGAAGUAUCUCUUUGACAGUGGAGAGAGGUUUGCACGCUCCUGGGUCAGCAUCUUCCCUUCCCCAGUUUUCACACGUCUGCUCUGCUGGGUUUGCCAGUCAAGGGGAGUGACGGGUACUGGGUGUUUAUUUGUACAGUGGACUUCUUCUUCUUCUUCUUCUUCUUUUUUUUGUUUUUGUUUUUAAGAAGUGUUUUGAUUUCUUUGCCUGGGCCAGGUCUGGAGCUCACUGGAGUCAGCAUCUAUAAAACAUGGUGUUUAGCUGUGGGAAGUUACAGACUGGCUUUACAGAGUACUUGAAAGAGGGCAGAAACACCAUGUAAGAUUUCUGUGUCUAGCUCAGGCCUGUCACCUGUUUUCAUACUGAACAAGUGGCAGGAGGAAGCAAGAGGAGUCCAGGUGAGUUUCUGCACCCCUCUUACCUCUAGCUCUGUUGGGGACUAAGGCUAAGGAGGCAUCUGUGGUUCUGAACCUUUAGGUCAGAGCUGUGAAAGGUUACAGGGGCCCUGAGACACCCAUCCCUCAGCCUUUGGGGUGGCUAGGAACCCAGGGUCAAAUAUCUCCAACUACAAGCAGCCUUGUCUUUUUAUACCAGCUGGGAUACCAGACAUCCCACCUGUGUGCGUCAAAAUGUGGAAAUAUAUGGGAGCACUGCCUUAGCCCUGGUAUUGACAGACUUUCUGGAAAGGGCCAAACAGGAAAUCUUCCAGGCUCUGUGGACCAUUCACUCUCAUGGCUACUCAGCUCAGUUGUGGUAGCACAAGAGCAGCCAGAGACAACAGUGCAUAAGCAAAUGUGGCCUGGUCCAACAAACUUUAAAAAAACAACCCCACAGUAGGUAAUGCGUCCUAUUUUGCCAACCUGUCUUAGACUGUAGAGACUCCUCACCCCUUGGUUUAUUCAUGACUGGAAACUUCCACCUGAUGCCUGGCUCAUCUACCUUCCCACAAGGGCCUCCUGAGAGCAUCUGUCCUGUGUGAGUGCUGAGGAGGAAAGGGCAGUCCUGGCCCAUAAGGACCACAGGUUUUGAGUGAGUGUGUGUGUGUGUGUUUGUGUGUGUGUUGGGAGGGGGCAGGAUGCAUUGACAGGUGAGAGCAAAAUACAGAGCAGAACAGGACUUGGGGAAGUCCAAGGUGAUGGGGCCCCGAGGAGAGAAGAGGCUCAGGUGUCAAUCAGGAGGGCCUUAGGAAGGAAGCUGCUCUGGAGACGAGGAGGGUGUGUGAACACCAACAACAGUACAGUCAUGUGAGCAUGUUGGGCCCAGCCUGGGAAGGGCCGAGUGCCAGGCUAGAGCAUGGACCUCAUUCUCUGGGUGCUGCGGAGCCAGUGAGAUGUUGGGUUCAUACAGUAAACUGAGCACAGAUGCAUUUUAGCAACAUCACUCUGGUUGUGGAAGACCAGACCUGUGAUUACAAAUGGUAUCUUGGGUUUUGUCUAGACUUUUAAGGCAAGAAUUAGGUUAGAGUUGGUAAUCAAGUGGAGGGAGAGGCCCAGACUUGUUGGUUUUUCUGGCCAUUGGCUUUGGGGGCCAGGGAGCACACUUUUUUGACCUACAGGCUUUUUCUCUUGCUGUCUGUCCUAAAGACCAUUUAAAUAUUCGGUCUCAAACCAGAAUUAGAUUUUGGCCUUGUGUGAGGGUAAAAAUGAACUCCCCCUUCCUUCAGAAUUGAGUUUCACUUCCAGGAGAGCUUCACUUCCUUCCUGUCUGCAUGUAACCAGUGCACAGAACAGGACUUCAGAGAAGCACAGAUGAUGGGUGGGACUCUCGAGAAGCCCACACACGACUGCCACACACGACUUUAGCCUGUGUGUAACAGGCUAAAGCCAACACUGCUCAGGUGCAUCACAGACUGCCGGAGGCCAGGCCUUCUGUUGGGUGCAGGGGAGAUUGAGGUGAGUCACUCGUGGUGCCUGCCCCAAGGUGCUCAAUGUAGUUGGGGCGAUGAAAACAGUUAUGAAUAUAUAUAGCGCUUUCUACUUUCCAAACCUGCCUCCCACCCCCACCCCCACCCUGGGGUUUCUAGGCAGGCGAAGGGAGCCACUGUAUGUUGAGCAUUGGUGACAUGCCAGGGCCCAGGACUGGGAGCUGCCCAUGUUCUCCUCUGGUGAGGAGGGGGCUGUGCGCUUAACGUGCAGUGACAGGAGCUACCGGGAAAGGGCCCUUGGGGACUGCAGAAAGACCAUCUGGCCUGACUGCUGCAUGGAAGCCCUGCAACAGGCACAGGGUGGGAGGUGAGGCGCCCGUGCCACUCAGGGGAGGCACGUGCCUGUAGCCCCGCAGCUGGGAGGUGCGGUGUCAGCUGGCAGCCUUGCACGUCUGGGGAGGCAUGUGGACUGCCUGCACCCUGGUCCCCUGAAGACCCGGUCAGCAGGUGAGGGGUUGGGUGCUGCCCUGGGCAGGUGGGCCUGGCCUUGUGCGGGAGGUUGACUUGGAAGGUGGUAGGAUGUGGUACCCAGAAAUCACUGAAAACCUGGGGACUGUGUGCUGCCUGCCGAGGGAGCCGUGUCUGGUCAUUGCUGGACUCCAGCAAGGGUUACGGGAGCCCUCGGGGAGCUGUGCCUCCAGGGCCUGUUGGAUGCCAGCCUUGGGCUUGCCUUCUGUGGAGGGCCUGCCUCUUGGAAUUUGGUGCCAGGGCUGAGGGGGCUUUCGUGCUCUGACAGUAGGUGCGCCAUGUUUCUGAGGAGCACUCCUGGUGUUUUCCGGAGGGGUCUGUGGCUCAGGGAAAAGAAGGGACAAAGGUGGGGCGGUUGGCGUGAUGGUACCUGGGGUGGCUGUGCCUCAAGCAGCUCCAUCCUCCCCUGUGGCUCGGGCCUCAGAGGGAAGCUGUCAGCGGUGGGGCCCAGGCACUUGCCUCUCCUAGCACACAACUCCUACUUAGGGACACAGAUGGUCAGAAGGUUCUUUUUUUUUUUUUUUUUUUGACUCUAACGGAAGUAUUUCUGUUCUGAAAAGUUAACGUUUGUUGCUAACGGAGAUGAAGGGAGGGACAGAAGAGUUUCAGGUAGCUCAGAAGAUCCUUUAAGUCCCUUCUCGAUGUGUGAUUUGUUAGGUUGCAUUUUAAGUGUCCAGCCUCCCCCCCCCCCCCCCCCCCGACUUCUCCAGUCUGAGCACUGCUUAGGGGUUUUGGUUUGGUGGGUCACUGGCAAGACACGGUGCUCCAGACACAGGCUCCCUCCUUGAUAUGGGUCACAGUGUCAGCCUGCCUGAGGUCAUGAGGCCACCCGCCAAGCUGGGACUGACCUGACUGCCCAGAUACUUCAUCUGCCCUGUCUACCCUGUCGGGUCAGGAGUGCUGCCAUUAGAUGCUCCCCUCCCUGAGCGGCAUGGCGUCUCGUGGGCUGGCAGGGUCAUAGUGCACCCCUUCUUUGUCGAGGGGACGCCAACAUCUCCCAGUUCUCUUGCUCACUGACUGUAGUGGUUUCUCAGUGUGGGGCCUGCUGUUUCUUGCUUCCUUUCUUGGAGAGGAAGGCCUAUAUCUAGAGACUCAGCCAGGGAGGCUAAUUACAGGCAGCCUCAAGGCCUGUGAGCGCCUUACUUCCGGCACCUUCCAGGAAUCCCAGGUGUCUCUGGCUCACGUGUGGGCUCCCAACUCCCGAUGCCCUUCCUUCCCAGGGGCUUGAGGAAGCAAAGUGAACACUUGCUUGAGGUGGGAGUCUUCCGCGUUUGUCUCCCUUGUUGUCUGCUGACCUGCGUGGGGCAGACUUCAUCUACUCUGGCUCUCAGCAGGCUCACCUUGUGGAUUUCCCCUAAGUGUUUCUCAGCUCAGGCCGUUCACCCAGGGAGCAGCCUGCUUGCUGGCCUGAGUGGCUGCUGGGGGCCCAGCCACACCUUCGGGAGAGGACAGCCCCUUGAGGUAGCCCUAACUAGGGUGAGGCAGUGAGGCAGUGCUCCCCGGUUUGCAUGCCAUGCAGUGUAGCUCUCUCAGAGAGGGGCCUACAGGAUGCAUUUCCUGCCCCAGGCAGCUAGCUUAGAACUGGAGCCCACGGCUUUUGGAGAAGGAGCUUCCCUCCUAAAGGAGUAAGUAAGUGGCCCUGCUCAGCCUCAGCCCCAGGGUGGGGAAUUCCAGAGGUACGGAGGAGGCCGAGUGAGUAUAGUUGUGGGGAGAAAACCUAUCCCUACUGCACGGUUACACAUGUGACAUUGGACUUCUGGCUGUAGCUUGGUCUCAUCACUCUGGUCUGGUGAUGACCUAGGUAGCUUUUAGAGAUCAAUUUAAAAUACCUAUCUGUAUCUAUUUACUGUUCUUUCUGAAUACACAAGUGUAAAUAGUAUAAUUUGCAGUGCAAAGUCCUUGGCAAUAACUUUAUGUUGUGUAUUAUGUUGAAAACCUUGGCAAACGCAACCACCACGGCUUGUCCUUCCCCUCUGGGGCAAUGAUUACAUGUAGGACUCUGAACGUGAAACCUUCGGCGUGGUUGAAGCAGCGGCCUGCAUGUGUGGACAGUCACCAGUGCCUCACCCAGAGAUGCCUGGCCUUCAUCCAAAGGGACUCUCUUCCACUCCACCACCCACACUGCGGCUCUUCCGCACUGACUAUGUUGGACUUUGCCAUAGACUGACCCUCUUGUCUGGCUGCUGCAGUUUGUCUGUAAUGCCCUGACAUGUUGCAUUCUCCCCAUUUGGAUGAAUAAAAAUAAAAGCUUCUGUCUUAAACAGCA
Nyctereutes procyonoides (raccoon dog) is the source of this 14373-nucleotide messenger RNA. It is a transcript of the gene STRBP, whose product is annotated as spermatid perinuclear RNA binding protein. Gene Ontology annotation, molecular function: double-stranded RNA binding; single-stranded RNA binding. Gene Ontology annotation, cellular component: precatalytic spliceosome. Lineage: Eukaryota; Metazoa; Chordata; Mammalia; Carnivora; Canidae. The record is from RefSeq and is a predicted model, not a curated record. The coding region runs from base 365 to 2311 and encodes 648 amino acids. The transcript is spliced from 18 exons.